AUGAUCUGUCAACGCUGUCUCCAGCGCCUCGCUGCGCGCCGCAAACCCAUCCCCUCAUCAUCAUCCACCUCCUCGACAACCACAACCACAAAAAUCAGCACAACCCGACCCUUCACCCAUUCCAGCCGAAACCCCUCCCAACAAACCGCCGUAGACCCGUCCCCCCCACCACCGACCGACCCAGUCCCCCGAACAUCCAAAGGCGCACCCGCCGCCCUAUCGGUCCCGGCUGUGGCACAACCCUUCAGCACGCCCUUGACACCAAAACCCAAUACAGCUGAACUACCUAUCUCGAGGAACCCGAAAACGACAGCGACAGCGACACCGACAGCAGCGAAACAAACACCAAGGAGCUCUGUGCUAGCGGGUACAGUACUCAAAGGGUUGAAUUUCAUGAAGAAUAAACCUGAUCCCGUGGCGGGGGAGGAUGGGGAGUAUCCGGGUUGGUUAUGGGGGAUACUCGAGGGAGCUGGGAAGAAGGAGGGGGAAGGGAGCAGUGCUGGGGAUGUUGAUGGGGAUUUAUUCGCCAAAUCGAAAAAACAACGCCAGCGAGCCGCCAAAGCGCUGCGCAAACAGCAAGCCCUGCACCCGGAGUCCCUGGUCCCGAAAGUUCCUCUCUACGAACAGAGUAUCGAUCUUCCAGCAGGCGAUGGGACGGUAGAGGGAGCUAUGCAGGCUGGUGAGGCGAGGGGGGGGUUGAAUCAGAGUAUGCGGGGUAUGAGGCGGAAGAAGAUCAAGGAGGAUAAUUUCUUGAGGGGGAUGGGAUGA
This is a messenger RNA of Recurvomyces mirabilis, 768 nucleotides long. RefSeq lists its product as uncharacterized. Gene Ontology annotation, molecular function: structural constituent of ribosome. The record is from RefSeq and is a predicted model, not a curated record. The coding region runs from base 1 to 768 and encodes 255 amino acids. The transcript is spliced from 2 exons. Gene Ontology annotation, cellular component: mitochondrial large ribosomal subunit. Lineage: Eukaryota; Fungi; Ascomycota; Dothideomycetes; Mycosphaerellales; Teratosphaeriaceae.